AGUGAUGCCAAUGAGAUGACACCAAGUGAGCCAACUGGCAAAUGGCGCUACAUGUCUUUUAAUCGACUGAAAAAAAGGAAUCCACAUCUUAAAACACUUUUGGCAGUUGGUGGCUUUGAAAGUAUGGCACAAAAGUUUCGAACAAUGGUGUCAACAAAAGCAAACAGACAAAAGUUCAUCAAAUCUUCUGUCACUCUGCUGAGAUCUUCUGGAUUUGAUGGACUGAACCUCGACUGGAGGUUUCCAAGAGGAGAUGGAACAGAUCAGCACGAUAAGCACAGAUUCACACUAUUGUGCCAGGAACUCAAAGAGGCCUUUGAAGCUGAUGCAACAGAAACUCAUCGUCCCGUAUUAAUGGUUACUGCUACUGUGGCUGCUGAGAAAAGCCUAAUCGAUACUGGUUACAUGGUUCCAGAGAUUUCCAAGUACCUGGAUUUCAUUAACGUCAAGACAUUUGACUAUCAUGGACCAUGGGAAAAUGUCACUGGACAUCACAGCCCGUUACACAAAGGACCUAAAGACACUGGAGCCCACAUUUAUUCGAACACUGACUAUGCCAUGAAGUACUGGCAGGAGCAGGGAUCAUGUACAGAACAGCUAAAUAUGGGGAUAGCUGCAUAUGGACGAGCUUUCAGCCUCUCUUGUGAAUCCACUAACGUCGGAACCAAAACCAGUGGUCCUGCAGAAGAAGGCUGUUACACCAAUGAGCCGGGCUUCUGGAGCUAUUAUGAGAUUUGCCUUUAUCUUGAGGGAGUUUCAGUCCAGUGGAUUGAGGAUCAGAAAGUUCCAUAUGCCACCACAGAAAUGCAGUGGAUUGGAUUUGACAACAAAGAGAGCAUCAGUGCUAAGGUCAAUUACCUAAAAAGAAACCGCAUUGGUGGAGUCUUUGUUUGGGCACUAGACCUGGAUGACUUCAAGGGAGAGUUCUGUGAGCAAGGCAGAUACCCACUAAUCAAGCACCUGCACGAUCUCCUGAUUCCAGGUUAUCCUGGUUUAACGCCCCCUUGUCCAACAGAAGAGACUUCUACAAUCAGAAACCAGAACACUGAACAUGAGGCAACUACACCUACUUCAAGAAACACACCUGCUAACGCAACCAGAACCACUUCUCCUUCCACAAACACGGAGACCAGCACAACGUCAAGUGGACAUGCUGCCACAAGUACGAGCACUGCUGCAACUACAUCCACUACCACAGCACCACCGACUACAGCCACACUCAAAAUGAGGACAACACCUACUGCCACAGCUACAACUGCACCCACAACCACCUCCACAUCAAGAAUCACAACAUUUAAAUAUAAUCCCACCACAACUACACCAAUCAUCACAACUACAACCAUACACACUACCGCAAAAAACACAAAUGCAGCCCCACAGACUAACAGAAUGACAGCCACACCCAGCACUACAACUGCAACCACAACAACCACAGCCAUCCUCAUACAAAAAACUAAAGCUUUUGCAACAACCACAACCACUACUACAGCAAUACCGCUUUCAAUGACAAAUGUGAAUGCUGAAACACAACAUGACAGAUACAGUGACAGUAAAUCUGGCAAUGACUCCAAUUCCAACUCAGGCAAGAAUGAUGCAACAGUUUCAAACAGACCCACCACCACAGCUACAACAAUCACCACACCCGCUACCACAAUCACUGCUACAGUGACACCAACGUUACUGACGAAUAUGAACUCUGACAAAAACAAUGACAAUGACAGUGUCGAGGACAACAGAUGUGAAGAUGACACCAAAGAUGACUCUGACACACAGUCUGAAGAAGACUGUGAUGAUGCUUGUGAUGAUUCUGACAAUGAUUCCGCAGAUUCAAAUACAACCACCACUGCAACCACACAUAGUGCCACACCAACAACCACACUCACUACUACACCUACACCCACAACCACAAUCACAAAUAUGAACUCUGAGGAAAGCAGUGAAGGUCCGUGUGAUGACACUGAAGAUGACUCCGACACAAAGUCUGAAGAAGACUGUGACGAUGCUUGCAAUGAUUCUGACGAUGAUUCCACAGAUUCAAACACAACCAUCACCACAAUGACACAUAGUGCCACGCCAACAACCACACUCACUACUACACCUACACCCACAACCACAAUCACAAAUAUGAACUCUGAGGAAAGCAGUGACGGUCCGUGUGAUGACACUGAAGAUGACUCCGACACAAAGUCUGAAGAAGACUGUGACGAUGCUUGUAAUGAUUCUGACGAUGAUUCCACAGAUUCAAACACAACCAUCACCGCAACCACACAUAGUGCCACGCCAACAACCACACUCACUACAACACCUACACCCACAACCACAAUCACAAAUAUGAACUCUGAGGAAAGCAGUGAUGGUCCUUGUGAUGACACUGAAGAUGACUCCGACACACAGUCUGAAGAAGACUGUGAUGAUGCUUGCGAUGAUUCUGAUGAUGAUUCCACCAUUUCAAACACACCAACCACUGCAACCACAGUUACUGCUACGCCAACAACUAAUCCAUACAACCACCCAAAAUACAAAUACUCCAAUGACGACAACAACAACAACAGCUAUCAACACAUCCACUGCUGCUCCCACACCUAA
Thalassophryne amazonica is the source of this 2586-nucleotide messenger RNA. RefSeq names its product oviduct-specific glycoprotein-like. The coding region runs from base 16 to 2586 and encodes 856 amino acids. Gene Ontology annotation, cellular component: extracellular region. The record is from RefSeq and is a predicted model, not a curated record. Gene Ontology annotation, biological process: carbohydrate metabolic process; chitin catabolic process. Lineage: Eukaryota; Metazoa; Chordata; Actinopteri; Batrachoidiformes; Batrachoididae. Gene Ontology annotation, molecular function: chitinase activity; chitin binding. The transcript is spliced from 10 exons.